UAUUUUAAGACCCAAGCACCGAGUUUUUUUGGGAGGAGUUGGACCAGAAUGUGAAUCUUUUUGAGGUGACCUCUCUAAACUGUCUGCAGAAUGGAAGAGCUGGUGCUCCCAGUAAUCAAGGGAAGCUUCCCAGAGAGCGGAUCAGUCUAAACCUACCUUCCCUCAGUUUCUUCCCAUUCCCCCUACUUAUACCCAUUCUUUCCAGUCUAAGCAAUUCUGACCCCCUGGAUGUUUCAAGCCCUAAGAGAAAUGUCUGCCAAUCCCAGUGAAGAUUCAAGCCGGACUGGCCGCCUUUCUCCACACCCUUCUUUAAAAACAUCUUAAGUCAAGGACAAGCAUCCCUACAAAUAAGGUAAACAGCUUUAAUUUUAUAACAUUUCCAAGCGCUAGAUGCGAUGCCAAAAAUAGAACAGAAAAACUCCUUUGAAUCGGCCCUCCCUCCUUACUAGCACAUUGGCCUCUGAAUUUUUCUCAGGGGAGGUGUGUUGUGCAUUGUCAACCCAAGGUCACUUUGUUUGAACGGGAGAUGCAGUCCUCCCCUUACAUAAGUGUUUCGAGGGACGCACUCGAGUAACUAGCCUCGGAGUUGAGAGCUGCUCGGAGCUGGAACAUGAGGCCUGUGCUUGCAAUGGCUUUGCAGUGCCUGCUGCUGCUCCUCCCCUCAACGGCUCUGCUUGGAAAAGGAGGCGUCGGGGGAGGACUUUCACUUGCUGAAGAACUGGAAAUAACCUUUUCAAAGGAGUCGGGACUUGGAGAGGAGUGGAGAGAAAAGGAAGACGGGCGCAUAUAUGAAGGAGCAGAACCCAACUUAAUGCCAUUGACGUCCAAGGCCACCACUGCUACUCGUCUCCUCUUGAAGAGUGACAAGCCAGGAGAUGAUGCCAAAGGAGCAAAAUCCCCUCAGCUCAUCCCUGAGGAGGCAGUUUUCCCAGUGCUGGGGUCAGAUUCCAGCCUCCCUCCUUGGCCCAUUGGUGGGCUGGAAGGGCCAGUGUGCAGAGUGAAAAUGGGCAGGAGGUAUGGCUUGGGCCAGAGCCACUUGGAAGUCGUGGGGGUCCUUACCAGCUAUGAAAGCGAUUUCCUCAAGGUGGUGAGACGUUCAAGCUGGGAUCAAGGCCGGCUGGAGACCUUUGGGAUCUGUCCUGCUGGAGAGACCCAUUCUGCUCUCCUGUCUCUGAAACACAUCAGUGCUCACUUGGCCGACCCAGGGGAGAACAGGUUCCUUGUGCUGCAUCUUGAAGAAGUGAAGUGGGAUGCAGAGACGAAGCUCAGGUUUAAGCUGGCUUUUCAAGAGGACGUGGGGCGGUCACUUGGAGAGCUCCAGUCUGCCUUGCUGGUGUUUUAUCCUGGAAGCAGGGAAAGGAAGGGCAGCAAAGCCAGAGAGAAGCUCCUGGCAGCAGGAGAAGGGCUGCACCAGAAGCAGGCUCUCUGCCUCUCCAGGGACACCCGGUACCUGCUGCUCGGGGCCUCGGUGAUGUCUGCCAUCCGCUCACACCGGCAGCUCAGCUUCGACGUUUCCUUGGCAAUCAGGCGUCCCGGUGACGGAGGCUCCCUCCUGCCCCCCCUGGAGGCCCAGCAACUGCUCUUCGGCGCUGACGAGAAGUGUUUCACCAGGAUGACCCCAGCCUUGCUCUUGCUGGUGAAGCCGCGGUGCGAGGAAGACACCCUGUCCCCUUCUUCCUUCCUCUCAGUGGGCGGCGUGGUGGAGACGGCCCCUUACCCACAGCCCAGCUCGCCCCCUGGUGGCAAGGCCGAGGAGCCGGCCUCUAAUGCAGCUGCUGGCCAGGCCAAUGCUUCGUCCCCAGUGCCCGGCAGCCGUGACCAGUUCCUGGGCAGCCUGACCAGGUUCGUCAGCAGGGUCCUGAGCCCCUCGGGGGAGCCGCCUACUGCCUCCGGCCUCCACCACAGGCUGGACUUCAAGACGAUGGAGACGCUUCCUCACCAGCUGCUCAACCUGUCGGAGCAGGCAGCCCUGGAGCGGCUGGUGCAGUCGGACGAGCCCCUGGUGCUCCUGUUCCCCCAGAACAGCCAGGCGCUGCUGGAGCAGCAGUUCGGGCACUGGCAGCUGGAGGGGAGCCUGCUGCAGCAGCUGCUGGAGAAGCUCCAGGCUGUCAUCCAGGAGCUGAGGGAGAUCCCAGCCUUUCAAGCCAACAUGGACCUCUUCCAGCACCUCCUGGCCUUCUGCUAUUACCCCCUGGGCUCGGGCAGCAGCGACCCCACGGAGCUGCCCCGUGGCCACCGGAAGCUGCGCACGCUGCUGCUGCUCAAAGCCCUGCAGACAGUGCGCGCCCACUGGCAGGAGAAGAGGAAGGUGUCCCGGCAGAACCGCAGCACUGGGCCCCAGGCCUACUGCCGGCUGCAGGAGCUGACGGUCGACCUCCACUACGAUUUCAUCAUCGUCCCUGCGGAAUACAUUGCCAACAACUGCGAGGGCUCCUGCCAGCGCCCGCUCUCUGCCCGCAUCCCCAACUACUCCUCCCACACGGUGCUGCUGCUGGACAUGCAGGAACGGGGCACCCCCCUCCGGCGCAGCCCCUGCUGUGUGCCAGUCAAAUACUCCAGCAAGGAGAUCAUCCGCUUCACCGGGGAGGGCAUGCAGGUCACGACGUACCCCAACAUGGUGGCAGUGGAGUGCGGCUGUCGGUAGAGACGCCCGGGCCUGUCCCGUCUCUCCCUGGCGUCCUUUGGCCUUCAGAGCUUGGAGGGAGGCGACUGAGCUGAGGCCGUGGCCUGGGCCUUUCCCCUGCAAUACUGGCUCGUUGUUUCCCUCUGGCCCUGGUAGGUUU
Mauremys mutica (yellowpond turtle) is the source of this 2783-nucleotide messenger RNA. RefSeq names its product anti-Mullerian hormone (gene AMH). NCBI's taxonomy places the organism in Eukaryota, Metazoa, Chordata, Testudines, Geoemydidae. The coding region runs from base 611 to 2644 and encodes 677 amino acids. Gene Ontology annotation, molecular function: growth factor activity. Gene Ontology annotation, biological process: Mullerian duct regression; gonad development. The record is from RefSeq and is a predicted model, not a curated record. The transcript has 5 exons.